This is a messenger RNA of Sporothrix brasiliensis 5110, 1911 nucleotides long. Its product is annotated as cyclic-AMP phosphodiesterase. Gene Ontology annotation, biological process: negative regulation of glucose mediated signaling pathway; cAMP catabolic process; cGMP catabolic process. Bases 1 to 1911 code for a protein of 636 amino acids. The record is from RefSeq and is a predicted model, not a curated record. NCBI's taxonomy places the organism in Eukaryota, Fungi, Ascomycota, Sordariomycetes, Ophiostomatales, Ophiostomataceae. Gene Ontology annotation, molecular function: 3',5'-cyclic-GMP phosphodiesterase activity; 3',5'-cyclic-AMP phosphodiesterase activity. The transcript has a single exon.
AUGAUGAGCUCCAUUACGCGCAUUUUUGAGCAGUCGUUACCAGAAGGUUUGAGUGCAGCUGCCGCGACUUCGCCAAGCGAAGAGGGAGGCGAUACGUCCGAACCACCAUCAUUAUCUCUGCCAUACACACUUACAUCUGGGCCCUUUGCCGGCCUUGAGGUGCCGCACGCAUCCGCAGCCGCCAAUGCGUCGUUUGUCCAAAGCGCUCUCGUUGAUACGUAUCUCAUCACACAUCCGCACCUCGACCACAUUUCCGGCUUUGUCAUCAACACAGCUGGCCUGCCCGGAGCACGGCCAAAGCGAUUGGCCGGCCUCCCAUCGACGAUCUCUGCCUUCAAGACACACAUCUUCAACAACGUGAUCUGGCCGAACCUCUCGGACGAGAACAACGGCGCCGGCCUUGUCACAUUUAUGCGUCUCGUCGAAGGCGGCUCGCCGGCUCUGGGUGACGGAGAAGGCCGUGGGUAUGUCGAGAUCAGCGACGGCCUGGCCGUCAAGAUCUGGGGCGUGAGCCAUGGCCAUUGUAUUGAACGGCACAGUCACCGGGGCAGCGGCUCAAAUACACGAUUCGGAAGCAUGGAUGCGGGCAGUGGCUCCUUGAACGCCGGUGUCCUCAGUCCUCGUCUCGCGUCCCACCAACCAUCGUCUUCCUCGCCCCUCGUGCCGCUGUCAAUACAACCGCAGCUGCAACAGCAGCAGCAGCAGCAGCAGCAGGUGCCCACACUCCCGGGCCAGCAGCCCUCACAACAGCCGCCACCGUCCCAGCAGACAACACCAUUGCUUGGGCCACAGCGACGGGAAAGCUUGGCUCUUCUGUCUGGUGGCAGUAGUGUCGCUGCUGCACGCCAGGGCAGUCUCGGUGGGCUGAUGCCACAAGCAGCACAAGGCGAAAGCAUAUGCGUCUACGAUUCGAGCGCCUACUUUAUCCGCGAUGUGAAGACGGGCCGGGAGGUGUUGAUGUUUGGUGACGUUGAGCCGGAUUCUAUCUCGUUGUCACCACGCAACGGCCUUAUUUGGCAAGAGGCUGCGCCCAAGAUUGCGGCUGGCAACCUCGCCGCCAUCUUUGUCGAGUGCAGCUACGACGACUCGCAGCCGCUGGACCGCCUUUACGGCCAUCUGACGCCCCGGUUUGUGGCCGAAGAGAUGGCCAACUUGGCGGCGGAAGUUGCUCAUGCGCGCAUCGCCCACCAACAACAGCAGGCCGAGAUCCAGGAACAGCAAAAGCAGUACCAGCGGGACCGCGACCGCGACCGCGACCGCGACCGUGACCGCGACGGCCGGAAACGCAAGCGCUACGGAGGCGACGACGACCGCAUGAGCAUCAGCAACACCUCUCGGACUGCUAGUCACAGUCGCCGCAAGACAGAGGCCUUGGAAACGGCUCCCGGCGAGAGCGCAUCAGAAGCAGCGCCAGCGGGCCAUGUGUCCAUCGAAGUGCCUUCAGUACCAGAAGACCCUGUUUCGCCGAGAACCGUGAAGCCGGUACGGGUGGUGGUUGCUUCGUCCACAGAAAGCACCAGCGCUGUGCCGCCACCGACUGUCCCUGCCAAAUUGAGCAGCGACGCAUUGCAGGCCGAACCCGUCCAUAUGGCAACGCCAGCAACACAACCUUCCCUCUCGGACGCGGACCCCUCACUGCCGUCGUUGGACGACGACCUCCUGCAGGCACCAUCCACAGCGCCAACAUCGAUUCCCGACGUUACAUUGGCGGUACCGUAUCAACCACAAACAGAACCGCAGCCGCUGCCUCUCCAGGGCCUCAAGGUCGUGAUUAUUCAUGUCAAAGAAAAGCUGCGGGACGGGCCGCCUGCGGGCGACAUUAUCCUGGACCAGCUGCGAGAGCACGAGGCGUGCAACCCGCUGGGCUGUGAAUACAUUAUUUCUUAUUCAGGCCAGAGCCUCUUUUUCUAG